Molecule: messenger RNA, 738 nt
Organism: Penicillium macrosclerotiorum
Lineage: Eukaryota; Fungi; Ascomycota; Eurotiomycetes; Eurotiales; Aspergillaceae
Exons: 4
Coding region: 1-738 (245 amino acids)
Biological process (GO): pentose-phosphate shunt, non-oxidative branch; carbohydrate metabolic process
Cellular component (GO): intracellular anatomical structure
Molecular function (GO): transaldolase activity
Source: RefSeq, a predicted model, not a curated record
AUGGCAUUAGAAAUGCGUAACUUCGUCCGAGGCGACAUCCAUCUCAUGGUAAACCCAAGUUAUGCCUAUUGGAAGGAGAAGAUGAUCGAAGCGGGAAAUCGUCUCCAUACUUUAUUCAAUAUCAUGGAUCCAGCAUUCGAUACGUCCCACUUAGUGAUAAAAGUCCCAGCAACAUGGGAAGGGCUACAGGCCUGUCAUGAAUUACAGUUCAACGGAAUUAAAACAUUAGCUACAACAGUGUUCACCAUGGAACAAGCUGUCCUAGCCGGUGAAGCAGGCUGCGUGUCCAUAUCUCCAUUUGUGCAUGAGCUCAAGGCAGUUUUAGACCAAAGCUAUCAAGAUAGUGAUUCACUUCUAGAUUUGUGCCUCAAAGCACAGAGAUGGUACAAACAAGAGUCUUUACCGACGAAAGUCAAAGCUUGUGCCACUAUAGGAUUAGAUGAAAUCUUGCAACUAGCUGGUGUCACGGCGCUCACAUUGGUACCAGAUGAUAUUAAAAUGUUGCAGGCAAUCCAGAGACCCCAAUUUGAAGUGAGCGGUAUGUCGCUCUUUACAGAAUCUGGUGUCACACCAGAAAUAAUGCAGUAUCCUUCAUAUCUUCAUGAUGAGUUGAAGUAUCGAAUUGAUUUCAAUCUCGCUGAUCAUGGAAGAGCGCAAUUGAAGUUGGGCCAGAUUUUCUGUGACUUCCAAGCAAAGGCGGAAUGUGUAGUGAGAACGGAAAGAUCUGGCAGUGUCUAG